This is a messenger RNA of Brassica napus (rape), 3394 nucleotides long. RefSeq names its product protein ENDOSPERM DEFECTIVE 1. Gene Ontology annotation, cellular component: nuclear microtubule; cytoplasm; centrosome. The record is from RefSeq and is a predicted model, not a curated record. Gene Ontology annotation, biological process: centrosome cycle; spindle assembly. The coding region runs from base 180 to 1448 and encodes 422 amino acids. The transcript has 8 exons. Lineage: Eukaryota; Viridiplantae; Streptophyta; Magnoliopsida; Brassicales; Brassicaceae. Gene Ontology annotation, molecular function: microtubule binding.
GGCGUUAUCAAUUAAUUUAAGUUCCCAUUAAUUAAUUGAUGAACCUGUCGUUCAGACAAGAAGUGCUCUGUCAUCAUUACUCAACGGCUACUUCUCUAAUUGUCUCUUUCCUUCUUCCUCCUCUGUUCUAGUUUUCGAAGAUAGUCAAUUACGGUUUGGUUAAUAUCUCGUCGAUUGCAAUGGAAGCGAGAACCGGCCGGUAUGUUCAAGAGCAUCCAUCGACGCCGGCGCCGGUUCCUCCGCCUUCAACGCGGCGGCCAAGGGUGAGAGAAGUCAGCUCGAGAUUCAUGUCUCCGGUUUCUUCUUCUUCCUCCUCCGGCGGAGAUCUCCAUUCGAAUUCUCCGAGGCAUCUUAACCACAAUCACCAACAGCACCAGAAGUCUAGACGGCAGUUGAAAUUAUCAGACGGAGGUGAGAACCGAUCUUCCGAGACUGCGCGUAGCCUACACUCGCCUUUUCCUCUUCAACAAAAACGAUCAAAGCCGUUGAAAGAGAACCGUCUCGACACUCCGACGACGGUGCUACCUCCUCCGUCCAGAUCUCGAUUGAACCAACAGCGUUUGCUUACCUCCUCAGCGGCGGCUAGGCUUCUCCGGUUAUCUGUCUCCACGGACGGUGAAGAAGACUACGACAGAGAGAAAUCCAACGACUCAGAUCACGCAAAGCUCUUCAACACUCCCGCCUCCUCACCUCUUCGCCGAUCCCUGAGUUCAUCUUGCCACGACGUUAGAGCUUCACUGUUGAUUAAAGGUUCGUCAUUGCCUCCCGUGGCACCUAACUCGAAGAGUCAAGCCGAUACGAAGAGACAGAAGAAAGCUUUAGGACAACAAGUGGAUACACACUGUCUGAAACUGCUUCAGAACCGCUACUUGCAAUGGAGAUUCGCAAAUGCAAGUGCUCGGGUCAAAACACAAGCUCAGAAAGCUCAAGCCGAGAGGAUGUUUUACUCGCUCGGUUUGAAAAUGUCAGAGCUCUCCGACUCUGUGCAGAAGAAACGCUUAGAAUUGCAAAGACUAUUAAGAGCAAAAGUUGUGAAGGAGAUUGUGGAGUCUCAAAUUCCUUAUUUAGAACAAUGGGAAACUCUUCUUGAAGAAGAAUACUUAACUUCAGUAUCAGAAACAUCCGAAGCUUUAUUGAAUGCUUCGUUGAGGCUCCCUCUUGAUGCUGAUAUCAAAGUUGAGACUAAAGAGUUAGCUGAAACACUUGAUGUUGCCUCAAAGUCAAUGGAAGGCAUUGUGCAAAACAUUAGAAACUUUCUGCCUAAGACACAAGAGAUGGAGCCGUUGAUGUCCGAACUAGCUAGAGUAAGCAGCAAUGCAAAAGCAUCAGCAGAAGACUGUGGAGUUGGAUUGCUUAAGACACAUUCAUCACAUAUUGAAGAAUGCUAUCUUAGAAGUCAGCUUAUUCAGCAGAAGUGUGAACUCCAAGGGAGCAAAUAUUUUGUUUGAUGAUCUCUACCCAGAAUGGGGUUACCUUUACCAUACGGUCAAGCACUGCAACAUACACACACAAGCAUUGAAGCUCAAGUAUUCUUGCGGGAAAUAAUAAAAUUUCGACCAGUUACUUACAUUUAGUAAAUAUAUUUUCUUCUUUCAGACUGUUAGUAUAGUCUCUUGGGGCAGAAAUGAUCCUAGAAAUGAGUUAACCAAGCUAAACCGGAUCCAAAUUACAUAAAUUUUGUAGUAAACCAGUAUCGCAAGGAGCCCACACCCGGCCCAUUAACGAAAACAAGGCUUUAAAACGAACGGAUCUGAUUUAAUCACAUAUCCAUCAGGAUUGAGUCGGCGGAGGCGGAGCCAUAAAAGUAAAACCUCCGGCGAGAUUUCGAUUAACGAGAGAGAAAAAAUAAACCCGAAUUUUUGAAGCGAUCGAAAGAGAAAAGGGGCAAUCAUGGGGAUGAAGUUUUUGAACAAGAAGGGAUGGCAUACGGGGAGUCUCCGUAACAUCGAGAACGUGUGGAAGGCCGAGCAGAAACAAGAGGCCGAGCAGAAAAAGCUCGAGGAGCUUCGUCUCCAGAUCGUCCAGGAGAAGGAGCGUUCUUAGUUUCGAUCUCUUCAGGAACAAGCCGGUCUCGUCCCGAGGCAAGAGAGAUUGGAGUUUCUGUAUGAUUCAGGAUUAGCUGUAGGGAAAGGGAGUGCGAGUGGUUCAGGUGUGUCGUUUCAGAAAGAAGAGCAGCCUUUAGCGAAUGCUGCUGAUGCUGGUAAUGGUGCUAGUGAGAAGCCAGAUCCUUCGGCUCCUGGUGCGUUGUUCGAGGAUAAGACGCCCUCUGCUAAUGACUCUUGGAGGAAGCUUCACUCUGACCCUUUGCUUCUCAUCAGGCAGCGCGAGCAAGAAGCUCUCGCUAGAAUCAAGAAUAACCCUGUGAAGAUGGCUCUUAUUCGAAAAUCUGUGGAAGAAAAGGGAAAGGGCAAAGAUGGAGACAAAAAAGAGCACAAGAAAAGGCAUAAACAUAAAAGUGGAAAGCAGCAUCGUAAGGAAACUUCAACCAGACAUCAUUCUGAUUCUGAGGAAGAUUCUAGUGAAGAGAACGGAAGAAAGUCCCAUCAUCACAGAUCAUCAGUGGAUCAUGAUGAACAUUAUGAGAGACGAAAGUCAGAUUUAGACAAAGAGUCAAAAAGUUAUAGUAAGCACUAUGAGAGACAAAGGCCAGAUUUAGAGGAUGAUUCCAAAAGAAGGGACAGACGUUAUCAGCACUAUGAGAGACGAAGGACAGACUUAGAGGAUGAGUCCAAAAGAAGAGAAUGUCACGAUAAGCACUAUGAGAGACGGAGGUCAGAUGUGGAUGAUGAAUCAAAGAGGAGCGAAAAUCGACCAAGUGAGAAGUACCGGUCUCAAGAGGAUAGAAAAAGGAAAACAGAGGAUUUAGACAAUGGGAAGCACCCCUCGAAGGAGAAUGGAUACCAGAAUAGAAGGCGGAAUGGUGGUGGUUCUAAACUAUCGGAGGAGGAGAGAGCUGCUAGGUUUAAGCUAAUGCAAAUGGACGCAGAGGUGCAUGAGGAGCAACGAUGGAGAAGAUUGAAGAAAGCUGAUGAAACAGAUGCAGUGGAAGCUAGCAAGAACAAAAUCUCUACUGGGAAAAGCUUUUUGGACGAGGCUAAUAAAAGUGUGUAUGAAGUUGAGAAAGGUGGAAGCUCGACUAUUGAAGAAAGUGUGCGUCGCAGAAGCUAUUAUUCACAGCGUGGAAAUGAAGCUGAAGGCAAUGCUUUUCGCCGCUAAUGAUGUGUUCCAACACAACAAGGUUUUGCGUCUUUGAAAUGUAACAAAAUUGGUAGUAAAAAAAGAAAAAAAAGUUUGUCUUGAUUACUGGAACGAAAAGCUUUUGAUCUUUGGACUUUGGAUAUGUGAGGCACAAUAGUCUUAAGACCCAUUACGUAGCCCAUUUUGGGGUGGUCCA